AUGGCAUUUAGUGAGUCACAGUUGUGUGCUUUUAAAAUACAUUUAUGCGCAUCAGGUAGAGAAGAGCUGGAUGACGAAAAGGUUGCUAAUGUUCAUUUCCAAAUAGGGCCUAACGUAAGAUCUGAAAGGUCGAGGAUUAUGUCCAUCACAAGGAUGCCUGCAAGAGGCAGAACCUUAGCUGAGGAUGUGGUUGGGGCAGCAUCAGUCCAUGGGACAACAUGCCGUCUCCAAGCAUGA
Messenger RNA from Danaus chrysippus (African queen), 237 nucleotides. NCBI's taxonomy places the organism in Eukaryota, Metazoa, Arthropoda, Insecta, Lepidoptera, Nymphalidae. The record is from the annotation of a GenBank genome assembly.